Messenger RNA from Rhinichthys klamathensis goyatoka, 2390 nucleotides. RefSeq names its product inhibitor of nuclear factor kappa B kinase subunit epsilon (gene ikbke). The record is from RefSeq and is a predicted model, not a curated record. Gene Ontology annotation, biological process: peptidyl-serine phosphorylation. Lineage: Eukaryota; Metazoa; Chordata; Actinopteri; Cypriniformes; Leuciscidae. The coding region runs from base 11 to 2203 and encodes 730 amino acids. Gene Ontology annotation, cellular component: cytoplasm. Gene Ontology annotation, molecular function: ATP binding; protein serine/threonine kinase activity; protein binding. The transcript has 20 exons.
AGAUCCAAUCAUGUCAUCCGCUUGUGUCAACACAAUGACGGCAAGUACAGCAAACCACCUUUGGUCCCUGGAUGAUGUUCUUGGUCAGGGGGCGACAGCCAGCGUCUUCAAAGCACGAAACAAAAAAACAGGUGAGCUGGUGGCCGUGAAGGUCUUUAACUUGGUGAGCUACAAUAGGCCGUAUGAGGUGCAGAUGAGGGAGUUUGAGGUGCUGCAGAGGCUCAAUCACAUCAACAUUGUUAAACUCUUUGCUGUGGAGGAGAUGCAUAUGAACCCGAAGCAGAGGGUUCUGGUGAUGGAGUUCUGUUCAGGUGGCAGUCUGCUGAACCUGCUGGAGGAGCCUGAGAAUGCGUUUGGACUUCCUGAGUCCGAGUUCCUCAUCGUAUUGCAGUGUGUGGUCCAAGGAAUGAACCACCUGCGGGAGAAUGGAGUAGUGCAUAGGGACAUCAAACCUGGAAAUAUCAUGAGGCAAGUGGGUGAGGAUGGCCGCUCGGUGUACAAGCUUUCAGACUUUGGUGCUGCCCGUGAGUUGGAGGAUGAUGAGAAGUUUGUGUCCAUAUAUGGCACAGAGGAAUAUUUGCAUCCAGACAUGUAUGAGCGUGCAGUAUUGAGGAAACCUCAGCAGAAAACUUAUGGUGUGUCUGUGGAUCUGUGGAGCAUUGGCGUCACCUUCUACCAUGCUGCCUGUGGCAGUCUUCCCUUCAUACCAUAUGGAGGCCCACGCAAAAACAGGAAGAUCAUGUACAAGAUCACGACAGAGAAGCCAGAGGGAGCCAUAGCAGGUGUGCAGAAGGUGGAAGAUGGACCCAUUGAAUGGAGCUACCAACUGCCACACAGUUGCCAACUCUCAGAGGGUUUGAAGACUCAACUGAUCCCAGUGUUGGCCAGCAUACUGGAGGCCAAUCAGGAGAAGUGUUGGGGCUUUGUCCAGUUCUUUGCUGCUACCACUGAUAUCCUGAACCGCAUCACCGUCCACAUCUUCUCUCUCCAGCAGGCCACAACACACAGCAUCUACAUCCACUUUCACAACACGGUCUCAAUCUUUUUUGAGGAUGUUCAGGCCCAAACUGGAAUUGAACCUGCGGCUCAACGGUACCUGUUUCAGGGUCAUCCUCUCAUUUUGGAGCCGAGCAUGAAAGUAGUAAACCUUCCUCCCACCAGUCCAGACCGCCCUAUCAUUCUGAUCAGCCGACAACCAGAGAAAUUAGGAGGACAUCCAUACAGAGAACCUGAAGCCCCCGCCAUGCCCACAAAGUUUGACGUCAUGGCAGAUUACACUUUCUCCAAGAGCAUUGUUGGGGUCAUUCAUCAGUACCUGCGUAUAGCUCGCUCAUUCCAGAAGUACAGAGAAUUGGUUCUGCAGGGGUUCUAUGGCUACAUUGAAAACACAGGCUUUGAAUGCAAUAAUGUGGCGCACAGGAUUGCCAUGGUGAAUAUGAAGCUGUUUUCUUCUAUCAGCACAGAAGAGAAUCUCAAUUGGUUCACUCAGAAGUUUGCACAUGAGUUUCCCGAAUUUAUAGACAAUAAGAAGACGCUCUCACUGAUACAAGAGGAUUUGCAGCGAAUGUACACCACUGGAAUCAGAGAUUUCCCGAAUCAACUACAGCACCUGCAUGUGAUGCUGUCUAAACACUCUGAGACACUGGCCCAGGAUAAGAGCAUCCAGAAGAUGGAGGUUUUGUCGGGGAAGAUUGUUGCAGUUCAUCAGCAGUAUUACAACGACCGAGUGGCAGGAAAGCUCAGCUAUAAUGACGAACAGAUUCACAAGUUUGAGAAGCUCAAUCUGUCUUCAUACAUAAAGAAAGUCAAGACUUUAUUCAAGGAUGACUGUUUGCAGAAGUACCAGGAUGUUCUGAAUGCUGCUGGGAGCUGGAACAGAGUUCUCUAUGAGAUACAGACAAGUCUAGAACAUUUUGGUGGUGUCCUGCGGCAGAGACUGGCGGAUCUGCAUGUGUGUGAGGCCCAGCAGAACAAGGUUCUUGACAGAGUUGUGUUAAGAGCUCUCCACCAGCCAACAGGAGCUGAGGGGGUGGAUGGACCGAAAAAAGAUGAGCACAUGAUUUUCAAAAUGAACAGAUUAAAGGAUGAGAUGGAGGCUGUGGCACGGGAGCUGCAGAAUAACAACAAUAUGAUAGAAAGCCUUUCUGUAGUUACUUCUACACUUCCAGUGGUGACAAAAAUACCUCAACCCAACCGACCAUGAAGACCUCAAAGAAUACAGAAUGCAACACAAUGUCACAGAGCCCAGAUCUCUGAGCUAAAAGGAAAGAGAAAGCAAAACGAAUCAAAGACAAUACAACAGGCACCACAAAACUGUUCUUAUUUCAACCUCUCUAACCCUAAACAACAGAUUAAUGGCUGUUACCAGGGCAGGCAGCUGAAAUUGCAUG